Molecule: messenger RNA, 1497 nt
Organism: Vigna angularis (adzuki bean)
Lineage: Eukaryota; Viridiplantae; Streptophyta; Magnoliopsida; Fabales; Fabaceae
Exons: 1
Coding region: 1-1497 (498 amino acids)
Source: RefSeq, a predicted model, not a curated record
AUGACCAGGGCUAAUCACAGCCCUUUGUUUACCCUGGAUCCAGAAAUUGGCAGAAAUAGAAAAGGAAUCAAAAAGGAGAAGAACCAGCGUGAAUCUGAGGCUACUGGAUCAUUUCCAACUUCAUUUGAGUGUUUAUCAGAUACAUCUGAGACUGAAGACAUGACUGUUGAGCAAGGAGAGAGAACAUUAAAGGAGCUGGCUAACCAGGAAAUUGGAUUCCAGCCCCUUUGCAUCCAAGUGCCAUAUGUGCAGGGGGCACCCAACUUUGAUCUUAGAUCUGGGUUCAUUCAGCUUUUGCCAAGGUUCCAUGGGUCAGCAGGGGAGGACCCUCACAAGCAUAUUAUGGAGUUCACAGUGGUUUGUUCAACUAUGAAGCCAUUGGAUGUACCUGAGGAGAUUGUCAAAAUGAAAGCCUUUCCCUUUUCAUUGCAAGAUGCUGCCAAGGAGUGGCUGUUUUCUCAGAAUGUACCCAUAGUUAGCUGGGGAGAAAUGAAGAGAAAAUUUCUGGAAAGGUUCUUCCCUGCCUCCAGGAUAGCAGCUGUGAGAAAAGAAAUAAGUGGAAUUAGACAACUGCCUGGGGAGAAUCUGUUUGAAUACUGGGAACGCUUCAAGAGGUUGUGCUCCACUUGUCCUAACCAUCAGAUCAAUGAGCAGCUGCUGCUGCAAUACUUUUAUGAAGGGUUGUUGCCUCAAGAAAGGAACAUGAUAGAUGCAGCAAGUGGAGGCACUCUCAUGGACAAGACACCAUCUGCAGCAAGAAACCUCAUUGCAAACAUGGCUGAGAAUUACCAGCAGACCUACACCAGAGGUGGCAGUAGUAAAGGAGUUCAUGAGAUGCAACUGAAUGCAAUCUCAGAUUCAGUACAAACCAACAUGUUUAAUGAGAACAACCUGCUGCUGGGAAACAAAAUUUUGGAGCUAAUUGAGCUAAUGAGGCAGAUGGCUUCAGGAAGCCAAGUGAAUGUAGUGAGAAAGCACUGUGGUCUGUGUGCAUCAGAUCAACACUUCACAGACCAGUGUUAUCAACUUCAAGGCACCCCUGGAGCUGAAUCAGUGGCAGCUGCAUUCCAAUAUCAACAAGGAAACUUCAGGCAGAAUCAACAGCAAUGGCAAACCCAAAAUCAGCCACAACAUUACAACCAAGCUUCCAACUCACAAAACUCAGGAUGGAAGAAUAUGCUGAACCCAAGAUACGAAGCUCCUCCAUACAAUCUGCAGAGUGGACAACAGUCAAAUGGGCUGAUGCAGAGCAUGAAUCAGUAUGCACAACAGAAUAGGCAGAAUGCAUCCUUUUAUGGAGGGCAGAACCAGCAGUAUAGGCAGAACCAGUCACAAAUGCAGCCUAGGAUGGACCCUACUCUAGAGGCAACCAUUCAGGAUAUGAAGAUGCAGAUUAGGCAGCUGGCUCAUGCUGUAAAUGAACUGGUGAAUCAGAAGGCUGGAGGCAUUCCUGCUCAGCCAGUGGUGAACCCAAAGGAAGCACCAAGCAACACAUAG